CAGCAUAAAACACAUGAAACAUGAAACAUGUUGAAUCCUGAAUCCUGAUGUUUACGUGUAGUGACGUUUAUUCGUCCAACAUUUCCAUGAAAAUAGUUGCUUUACAUUUAUCUUUUAGUAGAAAUAACGUCAAGUCAAGGGGUUAAAAUGAGUUGGUAUUCCAAGAAAGAUGUACUUAAAGACCUUGCUCAAGCGAUGGGAGGUAGGUUCAAAGAUAUCGACGAACAGCAUAUUGUGGUUGGUGAGCAACCGCCGCCUAUUUGCACGACGACUGAAGAUGAUGAUGAAUUAUUGUUAAGAUUAAAGCAAGGACUUGCACAAGAUGACAAGGAGCAUGGGCCCGAUUUGGCGGGAAUAACAGAAAUGUUACGAAUGGUUGACGAUUUUGAUGACAGUAAAGAAAAUAAAUGCACAGUACAGGAUAAUAAUAAUACAGUUAUUAUAUCAAAACUAAACCCUAAUGUACCGGAAUUUAAUCCGAAGAAAUCAGAUGAUGACAAACAACCAGAAAAUGUUGAAGCAGUUAAUAAAAAUGGAAUUAAAAAAGGUGAAACAUCAUCUAAUACCAGUGAACAUAUUAAACAAAUUGAGAAGCUAAAAAAUAAAAUAAUUAGCCCAACUAAUGAAAAUAUUAGUAUCAAAAUGAAAAGUGAAAGAAAUAUUGCAAUUGCUUCACUCUUGAAGCUUUACUCAGAUCCUCCGGAAACCAGUGGUGUCAGUGAAAAACAGCCAAAACUACUCACACCUCAACAUUUUGAGAAGCCUUAUGUAGAUGACACAAAAGGCAAUGAUGCUUCACAAACAUCUUCAACGAAUCCUCCAAAGAAAAUUGUAAAUGAGUGUGAAACAAGAGAGGAUGAAAAUAUGAAGCAGGAAGUUGAUAAUUCAGUUGCAAAAGUGAAAAGUUGGUUAAAUAUGGAUGAAAAACCGAAAACCCUUACCAAAGCUUUGUUCUUGGGCCCGGUCACAUUUAAAAAGAAGGAAAAUGUUAAACCAAUAACUCCAACAUCUGAUGUGUCGGAGAAGACCUCAAGUAACUCUCCGUCAUAUGUACCUACAGAGUACGCCGAGAAACUGACAGAGACAUACAAGAUGCGGGUCAAAGCUAAAGAGGAGCGGAACCUCGAUAUGUGGUCUCGACUCGAGAGAGAUCUGAAAGCAAAGGAUGAAGAUAUUAGACGAAGGAAUCUGCAAGCCGGCUCUAACACAAAGAGUCAUGGACGUCGCAGACAUCAACAUGCCAACUAGUCAAUAAAAUAUACAACCGUAAGUUACUGUCAGAAUAUUCCAUCAUCUUAUACUCCCUCGCAUAUGCGUUUUCAAAGGUAAGAUAAUAAAUACUAUAUGAAAGACAUAGGUUAGAAAAUAACAUCAAGACGAACUUCAUUAGUCUGUUACGUAGCUACCAAUGACAAUUUCACAAUGUGAUGUUUAAUAU
Molecule: messenger RNA, 1438 nt
Organism: Papilio machaon (common yellow swallowtail)
Lineage: Eukaryota; Metazoa; Arthropoda; Insecta; Lepidoptera; Papilionidae
Exons: 4
Coding region: 148-1248 (366 amino acids)
Source: RefSeq, a predicted model, not a curated record